AUGGAUGAGGUGCUGAAGCGCGUGAAGGACGCCGCCGUGACGUUCAUUGCCCAGGAAGACACGGGGCAUUUAGUGACGGCGAGCAUCUUGUCUGUGUCCAUCCUCAUGACGAUCGCGUUGCUAAGUCAGGGGUCGACGGACUCGGUGUUCCAGCACGGGUUUGGCAUCUGGGGCCAACACGACGCAUCGGAUCGCAUUCAAGCCGAAGAACGCGAACGAGACGAAGCGGAACGAGAGAUCUUUCAGGAACACCCUCCUGGCGGGUCGAGAAAGACCGUCUCCGACGAAGUCAUUGGCGCCGACCUGUUCUUGGCAACCAACCUCCCAUGGAUCACGUUGGCGAUGGCAGUCGUGGUCCUUGCGGGCAGCGUGCAUGUCGUAGUGUCGUCAACCCCCGACCGCUAA
Aphanomyces invadans is the source of this 405-nucleotide messenger RNA. RefSeq lists its product as hypothetical. Bases 1 to 405 code for a protein of 134 amino acids. The transcript has a single exon. NCBI's taxonomy places the organism in Eukaryota, Oomycota, Saprolegniomycetes, Saprolegniales, Verrucalvaceae. The record is from RefSeq and is a predicted model, not a curated record.